CAACACUGGACAGGUGAAGACCUGGUCUGAUGGAUCUGGAUCUGUGCUCAGGCAGCAGAUGGUAGAGCAAGAGUUUGAAUCCAUGGACCAACCUUCCUUGUGUCAACAGUCCAGGCUGGUGGUGGUGGUGUGAUGGUGUGGGGAAUGUUUUCUUCUUAAUACCAAACAAUCAAUCAAUCAAUCAAUCAAUCAAUCAAUCAAUCAUGAUCUGAAUGUCUCAGUCUCUCUGAGUAUUGUUGCUGAUCAUGUUCAUCCCUUCAUGGCCACAGUUCACCAUCUUCUAAUGGCUCCUUCCUGCAGGAUCAUGCUCCAUGUCACAAACUGGUUUCAUCAACAUGACAGUGAGUUCAGUGAACUUCAGUCAAGCAGGAAUGCCGGUCUUGUUGUUCUCCUGCUGUGAACUCCCAAAGAUCGAGCAGGUACAGGUGUGAAACCCGGGCCGGCCUCUGGGGUGUCGCUGAGCAACGGCGGCUAUGGAAACCAGGACACAUAUUAAGGUUAACUAUUCAUCUCCUUGUCUUCUUUUGUGCCUCAGCCUUGUUCCCUUGGCUCAAUUUACUUUUGUGUCCUCAAGUGUUUUGAUUUUUUCAGAAUAAAAGCUGGCCUGUGAACAUAAAGGAACUGUCUCUGGUUCCACGGGUGACUCUGCAAUGAGGUGACUGAUUUGGAAGGUGGCGAGGGAGGGCGCGGUCUUUCCAAGCAUGACUCUCUUGUGAUGGUGAGCUGGUCUGAGAACUGGCUGUUCAGACCAGUUUCCUGUUUGUCCCCUUUACUUCCAUCAACUGUUUUCUAUAGAUGGGAUUUCCUCUUUUUGUCUUUUUCUCUGCAGAGUGAAGUUUGACUGAUACAGAUGCCAAUGCACAGUCAAUGCUUCGAGGCAAUAACAGUGGAUCAUUUAUGUUUACGAUAAACUUCUUCUCUUACAACUUGCAAAAAACUCCCAACAAACAAAUAAAAUGUCCUGAUACAGAAAAUGUACCUUAAUCAAGGUUGAUAAAAUUACGCAAUUACAAAGCACUAAAACAAAAACACCACAAUCUCUCAGAAUUUCUUUGCCUGUGACCCAUGAACCCAACAAUUAAAAUGUUGUCAUUUCAUUUUAGAAUAAUUUUAGUUCUCAGAUUGUUUGUGACAUCUUCAAAUGUCUUGUUUUGUCUGACCAAUGGUCCAAAAUUCAAAGACCUUCAGUUUACUGUGAAAAUCUUCACAUUGGACUUUUACGAUUAAUUAAUUAGCAAAAUUUUCAUAUAUGCCGUAAAUGUAAGAAUUCAACCAGGGGUCUUUGAAGUUAUAUGUUAAGGGGUACUACCAGAUACCCCAACAAUGUAUGGUUUUACUUCUUGGAGCUAUUUCUUGGCGACCAACAGCCAGACGUAGUGACUUCUCUGAAUUAGAAUUGAACUGAUAAACUGUUUCGUCUUGUCUUUACCCACUUUUAAUUUCUCAGUAGAUGAGGUGCUGCCUGAAAAUGGCGACUGAGGAGCAUCGUCAGUCACAGCAGCAACAGUGAGCCGUCUGAUCUGUUUACAGUCUGGGCUUCUUAUUGCAUAUCGACACCAGAAGUCACAAAGAAAAGACAAGAAGCUGAGAGAAAAAGGAGACGGAGAGAUGGAGGCGAAGACAGGAAAGUCCUCAAAUACUUCAGCAGUAGACCUGUCUGGAUUCAAGACUUUACUGAAGUAAAAGUGAAGGAAGCAUCAGAAACUGAAGUGACAAAGUGUAAACUUUAUGUUUGACAGGAUCAGGUGGAUGAGUAUCAUGUUACACUGGUUUGUCAGAGUUUAGGUCUUGUAAGAGUCCAGUUUUAAAUUUCAGCCAACAAGUGUUGUCCUGUGUGCGCUUGUUUUUUCUCAUGUUUGUAAUUUGUUUUGUAUCCAGAUAAUCCCAUGAGGUGCUGUUACAGAGUGGAUUGUCCUCUGCUGUUAAAUGUGCUAGAAAAUAAAAGUAGGCUGCUUAUUGUGAAGGAUUAGAUUACAGUAUUGUUGAGCAGCUUCUUGUACCAACUGACCUGCUUGUUUACAGAAUGCACACAAAGAACUCCCUCCCUCACCGAAUCAUUUUUGGAAACACUUUUGUUUCCUGUUCUUUCAACUUGUUUCCAACACAAAUCUAUUCCCAAACAAUGUCAUGGAAGUUGGUGUCAACAAAAAGACAGAAAGAGGCAGGUUUCUAUGAAAAAUAAAACCCGAAAAUUCUUCCAACAUCCUACUUGCCGAUUGUUGGAUCAGUGCAGUGGUGGAGAUGGAGACGACGGAUGCCUUCAAUAAACUGAUUGUGAAACAGUUUUAGAUUUGUAUCCGAGGACACAUCAUUUUCCCCAUUAAGCACUUAGGUGUAAGUAUAUGUGUAUAUGAAAUCAUUAGUACUGCUUUCUUUCUUUUAUUAUUUUUGUCAUUCUUUUAUAUCUUAAAGAACAAAAUCAAUCAAUUUAGAUUUUUGUUCAAAAAGUUGAUAAAACAUGUUACUUUACUUUCUGCUGUUUUUGUUUUCAUUGUGUAUCUUUUCAUAUGAGGAGUCAUUUAAUUUAUUUUCUAAUUCCUUAUAUUUGGCUCAUUUUGCUUUUUCUUGUUUUAUUGAAAAUAUUUGAAUAACAUCAAUAACAUCAUGGAUGUAAUGACAGUCUCUUGAGGAUAGAAGAAAUAGCAGUUAUUGAACAGAGGGGGUGACUGCUGCAGGGCGGAUUUUUAAAUUUCAUGCCCUAAUAUAUCCAGCUUUAAAUGAGGAAAUAGGUUAUAAGCCCUUCUCAUAAACAACUUUCAAAAUCAUCCUUACUCAUGGGACUAUAUUGUGUUGAGUGAUAUGACUUGCAAUGUCUGGAACAAGGUUUUCUUGUUGCAGAUUUAAGAUUUCAGAGGCUGUGAAUCAACAGCACUGACACAAAAUCCUGGACUCUGAAAAACCAAACUGAUCGAAACAAACGAUGAACCGCAUCAGACAAAGUACUCCACAGAUUUUAGAGGAACCGUGAGUAAAGACGAGCUGUGGAAAGACUGAAGAGGGAAUCUUGUUUUAUGAAAGGAUGCGAGAAAAAGGAGGGUGGAGAAUGAUGGAGAGAUAAAUAGAGAGGCGUCUCUUCUUUCUGCUCUGAAUAUAUUUUUGCUGUUUCAUGGUGAGGAAGGUCACAUCGCAGGCAGAGGGCCCAGUUCUUCCUAAGCAAGACAAUGAAGACGCACCUCCCCUCCCUCCCACUCUUCCCCCCCGGUCCUCAGCCUUUGUCUGCUGGCCCGGCAGGUGAGACGGACCCUGAAUGAAGUUUUGUUUUGGGCGAGGCUUAUAAAUGGAUCAAAGCCUCCUCGAUCCUGCUCAUCUUCCCACAAAUCCCUUUCCAGACGAUGCUGCGCGACUCGGACGGAGCGAUGUUGAGGCUGCUGGGACUCCUCGUCCUGUCCUCCCUCUGCUCAGCCAUGCUGCGACGAAACCCUGCCAAAAUGGAGUCCAGUGAAGAGGGCGGCUCCACCUCGGACCCCAACACCUUCCACUGGUCUGGCUCAGAUGAGGGGGGGCCUUCUGAGUCAUCGGAGGAAACGUCUAACUGGUCACCUGUCUCUCGCAGCGGCCCCCUGCCGAUGCCCCCCGCACAACCAUGGCCACCCAGCGGCAACAUGACCGGUGACCCCCACAAGCUCCGGAUGCUGGACGAAACCAACCAGAUGACGCCGCUCAUGCCUGAUACAUCGAUCUGCGACAUGCUGCUGAACGCAGCGGUACCACCGCCUAUGGACCAGAUUCCAUUUUUCUGCAUCUGUUCGCACUGUAAAGGCACCAUGGGACCCAAAGGAGAUCGUGGAGACCGGGGUCCUCCAGGUAAACCUGGGAGUCCUGGGAGAAGAGGAAUGAUGGGGUUCAAAGGUCGAGCAGGAUUCACAGGCCCUCAGGGGAUGAAGGGUCAGAAGGGAGACCUGGGGGAGAAAGGGCAGACCGGCCCCGUCGGUUUCACCGGGACAAAGGGCGAGCGAGGCUUGAAAGGGGAGAAAGGGGACCGAGGAUUGAUAGGGCCCCAGGGUACACAGGGCCCCCAGGGAGAAACCGGGACAUGCCCUGCCUCCUGUGAGAGUGUCCAGGGUCCACCAGGUGUACAAGGCCUCCCUGGAACAGCUGGAGCCCGUGGCUUACCUGGGGUCAAGGGAGAUGUGGGACCCAAAGGUCUUAUGGGUGAUAAAGGUGACAUGGGUACAUCUGGUGUCCCCGGGAUAAAUGGCAAGAAGGGUGAUCAAGGUGAGCAGGGGGUAUGUGAGUGCAAAGAUGGGAUGGGCGGCGCUGAGGGGAGACCAGGAGAAAAGGGGGCUAAAGGGGACAAAGGUGACAUUGGUGGCCAAGGUUUACAGGGUCGCACUGGGCCAAAAGGUAACCAGGGCAUCAUUGGUCUCAUUGGACCACCUGGUCCCUGCUCCCCGGCCAUCCAAUCAGCAUUCACCGCACUCAUCAACCAGUCGUUUCCUACUAGCAACUGGCCCAUAGCUUUCCCAAUUGUAAUUACCAACCAGCAAGGGCACUUCAACCCACUCACUGGCAUCUACACAGCUCCUGUCAACGGCACCUAUGUCUUCUCCUACAACCUUGCGGUCGCCUUCAGGAUGCUUAAAGUUGGCCUGUUCCGUAACCUCUACCCUGUAGUCAGAACAACAGAAGGAAACGACCAAGCCACCACCAGCCAGACUAUCGUCCUCCACCUCACUAUGGGAGACCAGGUGUGGCUGCAGGUGAAGAAUUCUGAGACUAACGGCCUUCACACCGACAUUGAGAGCAGCAGCACGUUCUCUGGGUAUCUGCUGCACCCUGACUCUUGUGAAAUUCCCUUGGGCCGACAUCACCUGCAAAUGAAGAUGUAUCAGGAGGGAGACUUUGGCUGGGAUGGUCCACGAGGCAACACUACUCCUCUACCAUAGUAGGCUUCCAGUCAGUUGCAAAGAUAUAGAUGAAGCAUCCACCUGCAUCCAAUCAAACACUGUGUGUAUUUAUGACUGCAACUUUUAAAGGAGGGGUAUUCGAGAAAAGCAGAAUCGUCCAUUUUUCAGAUGGAGGAAAAAAAAAAAAAAAAAAAAGCCAUGCUUGUGACCUGUGACUCAGUGCAAGUCUGUUGAUGGGCUCUCCACUUUGGUCCAGACUGAAAUAUCAACAAAUAUCGGAUCAACAUUUGCGGUUUUGGGUGAAAUAACUAUUGGAUGGAUUGCCAUGGAAUUUAGUUCUGACAUUGACAUUAAAUUUUGUCUAAACUAAAGCUAAACUAAGACUGUGAACAUGGUAAAUACACCUGCUUAAUUUUCACCUUAAAAUACAAACACUAAUUUCUUAAAACACUCUUGAAACUAUAUCGCUUUUAUUUGAAACAUAUUUUUAUUUCGUUUUAUGUUUUGUGUUUUAUGUGUGUUAAACUCAAAUCAGCAGUACUGACGUUCUGGAAACCAAACAACUUGGAGAAACUACAAGUCAGAAGAAACUAACAAAAAAUAUAUAUGAUACAGAAAUUGAGGAGGAAAAUACCCCCCCUUUAAGUGCGGAGAUAAAUUCACUCAUGAUUCAACACUACCUGAAAUAUAAAAAUGACUUAUACGUGCCAGCUUGACAUCUGCAUUUGAUCAUGCACUUACUAUAAUAAAUGUUUAGAUUGCAGAGCUGGCCGCAGACUUUUUCAGUUGGCUUUAGAGGUUCAGAUCUGCUCUAAUGGUAAAUGUUUUAAAAGCACUUUGCAUCCACAGAGUAAAUUUAUUUUUAUCCUAUUUUUAACUCAGUUUGCUGCAGCUUAGUCUUAGAGCCUUUAUCACUUUGCCUUCUCAAAUGUUGAUGCAUAAAAAAAAAAAAGACUAUUAAAUUGCAACCAAAGCGGCUGCUUCUAUCAUGAGUCCACUGACAUUUUAUUUUACCCAUUUUAUUUCAGACAAAAGCGACAGUGUCUGAAGUAGAGUUUGACAAACAUGCACUUCCUGCUGUUUCCAGUGUGGAUGGAUGGAUGGAUGGCAGAUCAGGCAAUAUAUGAAUAUUUCGUUUUCUCAGAGUCAGGGUUGGUGAAGUUUUGAUUAAUACAUAUAUAAAUUAGCACUGCUAGAAACAGCUUUACAGUCCCAAGAGGCCAAGGAAAUACUAUCAAAAAUAAUUAUUUGUAAGACUUAAAAGUUUUUACACUACUUGACUGUGGGAACUACUUCUGAGUGGAACCUGCAGGCACUGAUGGCCUGUUUAAAGCUCAUAUAUAGCAGAUCAGUUAUCUCUACAAUCUCUGAGUAAUGGUGGCAAGUGCAAUGUUUUGUAAAUGUCGAAGGUGGAACGAAAUGGAAAACCUGGUCGCCAUUCUCAUGCCUGACUUGUGAUGCUCUCAUAUGUGAAUCAGCGCCCUGCAUUAGAGUAAAAUUGGUUUGUUGAGACAAAGGUUUGAUUAGUUGAAGAGGUUUAAACGGAGAAGGAGCAGGUGAGCAGGUGAUGGAGGACGCUGUAAAGGAACCAAUAUGUGGAGCAACAAAGACGCGUACAGGUAGGGCUGUUUAAAGAACGAUGGGAAGUAUCACAACCAAAAACAAAAACAGAAAUGUGCCAGUGAACGGAAAGAAUUUCACCAAUUAAAAAACUGAUUUAAUGAAUUUUACAUAACAGUGCAGAUACUGAGAGAGACUGCACAGGGAACAAGUGGAUUUAUUUUAUUUAUAUUGCCUUAAAUCUGAAGAAUAUUUAGUUUUGAAGGCAGAAUCCAAGGUCACAUGAUUUGUUUUUUGAUUGAUUUGCUGUUAUGAAGUUUAAGGUGCAUUUUGGCAUCAUAUGACUAUCUGACCAACAAAAUCAAUAAAAAUGGAUGAAUUUAUACAACAAUCAAUGACAUAAAACUCCUUGAGGUAAAUUAAAAACAUGUUAAAAAGGAUGCUGUGAUCCUGAAUGCUACAGGACACCUUCAGGUGAUUCUUGACAUGUGAUUGGACGAUACAGAUGGGUAUGGAAGAGUCUGAUGAAAGGUGGCAUAACGGAUAAAACACUGUCAGUCCUCAGUGAAGUGUUUUCAGAUAACAAGCAGUUGUGUGUCACAUAUUCAUGCCUCAGUUUGCUGUGAUCUGUGCAUCGUGGUUUUUGUCUGAAAUUAAAAAUCAACUUUCUCCUGAGGCUUCUGUUUGACAGUUUAUCCAGAGGUUUUGAUUUUUUUGUACAAUUCAUACCAUAUGUGAACAUAUCCGUGUGUUCUGGGCUCCUGACUCACAUUACGGUCCCAAAAAUCCUCAAAUUGAGAGAAAUAAAGAACGUAAUGGAAGUUUAUGUUUGGUAAAAUUCUAUAUUUCCUCCCAUUAUCCAAUCUCACGUGCAGAGCCAAACCAACAAUAAAUGUCACUUACUAACAAGUACUGUGUGUUUCAAACUCUAACAUAUCUUAUUCCCUUCAGUCAUAGUCAUACUGUUACACUGGGCGACAUGUUCCUUCAUCACCAUGAACACUCACUGUGGUUUAUUCUGCCCUCAGUCCCACAAACACCGUCCUGCUGCCCAAAAUACUCACUACAGCACCAAAUGUGGAUUCAUCCGCUGCUGAACGUAGU
Seriola aureovittata is the source of this 7511-nucleotide messenger RNA. Its product is annotated as collagen alpha-1(X) chain-like. NCBI's taxonomy places the organism in Eukaryota, Metazoa, Chordata, Actinopteri, Carangiformes, Carangidae. Gene Ontology annotation, molecular function: protein binding. The transcript is spliced from 5 exons. The record is from RefSeq and is a predicted model, not a curated record. The coding region runs from base 3333 to 4886 and encodes 517 amino acids.